Molecule: messenger RNA, 1626 nt
Organism: Exophiala bonariae
Lineage: Eukaryota; Fungi; Ascomycota; Eurotiomycetes; Chaetothyriales; Herpotrichiellaceae
Exons: 4
Coding region: 1-1626 (541 amino acids)
Biological process (GO): transmembrane transport
Cellular component (GO): plasma membrane
Molecular function (GO): transmembrane transporter activity
Source: RefSeq, a predicted model, not a curated record
AUGGCUGGUCAAACGAUGGAGAUGCGCGACGCUUCAGAGGUUCGCGAAGAGGUAGAAAUAAUGAUUCCUACUCCUUCUUCUGAAGAGGAAUAUCCUACCGGGCUUCGAUUCAUCUUGAUCACCAUCGCACUUAUCUUGAGCAUAUUCCUCUCCGCCCUGGACUCGACCAUCAUUUCAACAGCGAUACCAAAAAUCACUGAUCAAUUUGGUGCUGUUCAAGAUGUGGGCUGGUACGGCAGUGCCUAUGCCAUUACGAAUGCUGCUUUCCAGUCAUCCUGGGGCAAGGGUUAUAAACACUUUCAAAUGAAGCGGGUCUUUCUCUCUGCCAUAACUGUCUUUGAACUGGGAAACAUCAUCAGUGCGACUGCUAAUAGCAGUACUAUGUUGAUCAUCGGUAGGAUCGUGGCUGGUGCCGGCGGAGGUGGUGUCAUGACAGGCUCUUUUAUCAUCAUCGCUCUCACUGCCAAACCACAGUAUCGUGCAGCAUACAUGGGAGUUCUCGGCGUCACAUUCGGCUGCGCAAGUGUGGUUGGUCCCCUCCUCGGCGGAGUGCUAACUGAUUCAUAUCUCACUUGGAGAUGGUGCUUCUGGGUAAAUCUACCGAUCGGAGCAUGUGCUGCAAUUCUCAUGACCUUGUCACUGAAGGUACCAACUGCCGCUCAACCGAAUCCGAAUUCGUUGAAGGAGAAGGUUGUCUCCUUGGAUUUGCCUGGGGCUUCUCUCGUGGCAGCGGCGAUGUCAUGCUUCGUUCUAGCAUUGCAGCGCGGUGGAGUAUCGACAAGCUGGCGCGACUGGCGUGUCAUAACCUGCCUUGUCGGGGCUGCCUUACUCACUAUCCUGUUCGUUGCAAAUGAAUGGCGCUUAGGCGACAAAGCCAUGAUCCAAGCACAUCUGUUGCGGAAACGCGCAAUCGUACUCAAUCUUGUUUACAUCUUCUUCCUUGCUGGCCUGUUCUUUCCUCUGAGCUUUGCCCUGCCUAUCCAAUUCCAGUCGGUGGGAAAUACAACUGCAUCUGAAAGUGGUAUUCGCCUCAUUCCGCUCAUCUUGGGAGUAUCGGUUGCUACCAUGGUCGCAAAUGGCAUUCUCACUUUCUGGCGACACUAUACCCCUUUCCUCGUGGUCGGAGCCAUAAGCGCGACAGUGGGUUUGGCAAUGGUGCACUCUUUGGAUGCUGAUGCUGGCAUUCCGAGGUGGAUUGGGUAUGAGAUUAUUGUUGCUACUGGGGUAGGGCUCUCGCUACAAGUGCCCAUGAUCGCAAACCAAACGCAAGUCGGCGCCGAAGAUAUUGCUGCAGUCACAUCAUUGACAUUGUUCAUCGAGACAGUCGGCCAAGCCCUCUUCAUUGCAUCCACAGAAGCAGCCUUCACCAACAGCCUCAUAUCUAGCUUGUCUCGUCUCCUGCCAGCUUUGAACCCAAGAAUUGUUCUAGAAACCGGUGUGACGGGCAUUCGAACAACAUUCAACCAUCAACAAACGAAUGACAUAUUGGAAUCUUAUCUCCAGGGCUGCAAGACAAGUCACUUCGUUCCACUCGCCGCCGGGGGUGCAGCAAUUCUGGCUGCCUUGGUUGUUGCCGUCCCGUCUGGUUUCAAGGAGUAUCAGGCUCGGGCCCGCAAAACCUCUUGA